GCUAAUGAGCAAAGUGACGAGGUCACCGAGUGAAACUGAAGAUACCUGUGAAACAGAGGAUGACCUGACGGACGGUGACCUGGGGUACGGCCUCGGAAGAAGACCCGAAGUUUCGUGUUCGAGCACAUCUAAGAAAAGGUCAGCUGGAAAGAACCUGAGCCCUCCUCCAUGUCCAAGAAAUGGGGAAGAAAGAAGUGAAACCAUUUUUCAGUAUUCCAGGAACAAGGGCUUGCGGGAUAUGUGCGCGCAGGGAUGCAGAGCGCCCAGCUACAGACGGCAGAGCAGUGCUGAUUCUAACUCUGAAUUGUCAAAUGAACAAUUAAGGCAACAUCUUCAUGAAACUUUAGAGGAAGUAGAGAUUUUAAAAACUGAACUUGAAGCAUCUCAAAGACAACUUGAAGGGAAAGAGGAAGCAUUGAAGAUCCUUCAGAGCAUGGCAGUGCUUGACAAAGCCACAAGUCACACACAGACAGUGCUACAAAAAACCAUAGAACAAAAGAGAUCGUUGGAGAAGGAAAUAAAUGCCUUGCAGUGGGAAAUGGAAUUUGAUCAGGAUAGAUUUAAAAAUACAGAAGAAUCUUGGAUCCAAAAGUAUGACAGACUAAACUGUGACAAUGCAGUCCUCAGAGAGAAUCUGAAGGUGAAAACAGAAGAAAUUAAAAUUCUUAAGUCUGAAAAUGCUGUUCUGAACCAGCGGUAUUUGGAGGCCCUCGCCAUGCUUGAUAUCAAACAGCAGAAGAUGGCUCAGGAAGACAUUGGGCAGGAGGGCAGUGGCUUUACAGAGGUAUCAGGUCUCGAGCUUGCAGUCCUCGGAGCCUGCCUGUGUCUCGGGCCUGGAGGGAGCCCCUGUGUUUGUGCCAAAAUGGCAGCAUCCACUCGGAAACUGGUUCUUCAGCUCAGACAAGAGUUGGAAAUUCUGCAGAAAAGUAAGGAAGAGGCUCACAUAAUGGCAGAUGCAUUCAGAAUCGCCUUUGAGCAACAACUAAUGAGGAAACACGAGCAGACACUGAGACUGGCGCACGUGGAUAUGUGUAGAAAAGCAGCCACACGGGUAGACAGGCAACGCCCGAAAGAGGAUGGAUAUGCAUCACGAAGGACAAAGAAGACCUUAGGGCAGAGGCUGCUGGGGAUACUCCCUUCAGAAAACAGUUCCAAGAAGGCUGAAGACCAAGACAAGACACAAGAAGUCGUCAAGAUGCUAAUAGACUUGUUGAAUGACAAAGAAGAAGCAUUGGCUCAUCAAAGAAAGGUCAGUUACAUGCUUGCUCGGGCCCUGGAAGAUAAAGACACCGCAGCAAAGACUAAAGACAAAAUCCCCAGGGACCAGAAUUCCCCAUCCAUAAGCACCUGGCAGGAAGCUUCAGAACACUGUGUUUUGCAUGACCCAACACACUCAAAUGUCCAUGUUUCUGAUCCCGUGGGUUGCGUUUGUUCAGUCCAGCAUCCCCAGGGAGAUUCAGACUGCAGAACUCUUAAAAGAUCCUGUUCUUUGCCAUCGACUAUACUUCAAAAACAAACCAGAUGAAAUCAGAAUUAGAGCUGCUAAAAAUCAGAUUUUGGAGUUGGAAAUGUGUCUCAGAGGAGGACACUUGGUCAGUGUGCAUAGGCCUUGGGUUUAGCACAUGGUGGUACACACAUUUAAUCCCAGCACUUGGAAAGCAGAGACAGACAGUAGAUCUCCGACUUUGAGAACAGCCUUGUCUACAGAGCCUGUUCCAGGACAAGGGCUACCCAAAGGAACCAUGUCUUGAAAAAUCAAAACAAAACAAAAAAGGCCUUGGGUUUGAUGUUCAGCAUUGCAAAGACUUUGAGAAAGAACACAAGAGGAUCAUACUUCUAAAUCCUAGCAUUUGGGAGCCUUAGACAAAAAGACUGCUAUGAAUUUGACUAGAUUACAGUAAGACUAUUGCCAAUGUUGAUAAUAUUAAGAAGCUGUAUGCUUUCUAGAUGUUUUUAAAAUGUGUUAACACGGUGAUUUACAAAGUAUUACGUUCGUCGUGAUAUCUGAAUACAUGGAUUAACAAUGUAUGUGUUUUGAACACAUCCCCCUCUUUAAUUUUAGGAUGCAGCUUAAGUAAUCAAACCUUUAACACAUGUUCAAUAAGAAAUGUAUUAUAUAAGUAUUGUAUAAGAAAUGCAUUGUGUGGGCAUUUUAUUUAUAAAAUACUUUUCCAUA
Molecule: messenger RNA, 2176 nt
Organism: Phodopus roborovskii (desert hamster)
Lineage: Eukaryota; Metazoa; Chordata; Mammalia; Rodentia; Cricetidae
Gene: Ccdc125
Product: coiled-coil domain containing 125
Exons: 11
Coding region: 5-1525 (506 amino acids)
Biological process (GO): negative regulation of Rho protein signal transduction; negative regulation of cell motility
Cellular component (GO): cytoplasm
Source: RefSeq, a predicted model, not a curated record